Molecule: messenger RNA, 828 nt
Organism: Brettanomyces nanus
Lineage: Eukaryota; Fungi; Ascomycota; Pichiomycetes; Pichiales; Pichiaceae
Exons: 2
Coding region: 1-828 (275 amino acids)
Biological process (GO): transmembrane transport; zinc ion transport
Cellular component (GO): membrane
Molecular function (GO): metal ion transmembrane transporter activity
Source: RefSeq, a predicted model, not a curated record
AUGGAUGUUACGGGAGUGCUUGUAUCUGCUGCUCAGGUGCUCAUUAUUCCCGAAGGAAUCUCUCAUUCUCCAGAUGAUUCUCCUAUCGGUCUCUACUUGCUUGCGGGUUUCAUAACUCUUUUCACUAUAGAUCGUUUCUCUGAUAUUGCCAAAAUCUCAAAGUACUCUACCAUCGAGACUGAUACUCUAGAUUUUGAUAGAGAUUUUACACCUCCACCGUCCCCUGCAGAUCUGACUUGCCUUGGAUCCAAUUCAAUUAUCAUUUCUCCUUCGACUCUGCUUAAAAGCAUCUUUCACGGUGAUUGGAAUGACCUCAAAACUCCUAUCAAAAAUGGUUUCUUAUCUGCAUUCCACAAUACCGAUACUCUUGGUCUUCUUAUUCAUUGUCUAACCGACGGCAUCGCUCUUGCUUCUUCUCUUAUGGCCUCCUCAGAAUCCUCCUCUUUUCAGUCCAUAUUCAUUGUUCUUGCCAUCUUCCUCCAUAAAUUACCAACUGCGUUCGCUCUAGUAUCUAUUCUUCUUGAAAACAAUCUUCCAAAACUUCACGUGGUUUGCCAUCUCAUAGCAUUCUCUCUUGCUGCCCCUAUAGGUGCCAUUAUCACCUAUCUAAUCAUAGUUACCUUUGUUAACCAGAGUUUGCAGGGAUUAAGUGGCUUGCUACUCACCUUUUCGGGUGGCUCAUUCCUUUACGUGGGCUUCCAUGCCUUACAGAAUAUUUCAGCUUCAAAAGGGCAGGCUUCAUCAACGAAAUCUGAUCUCAUAGACUACACCGUCUGUAUCGCAGGAAUGCUGCUUCCCGUACUAGUGGCAUGUAUCCCGGACGAAUGA